This is a messenger RNA of Ramularia collo-cygni, 1341 nucleotides long. RefSeq lists its product as uncharacterized. The transcript has 2 exons. Bases 1 to 1341 code for a protein of 446 amino acids. The record is from RefSeq and is a predicted model, not a curated record. Lineage: Eukaryota; Fungi; Ascomycota; Dothideomycetes; Mycosphaerellales; Mycosphaerellaceae.
AUGAGCGACGUCGAUCCAGAGUGGGUGGAAUUCUUCACGUGGUCCAAAGUUCAGAUCACCCAGGCACAGGGCUUCCGUCCGGGUCUCAACAGGCUGCUACACGCAAACCUGCGUGAAAAAUGGGACGACAUCAUUGAUCAGAACGAGUACCUCCGAGCUAUCAGGCGAUACGAGCAGCGAGCAUUGGCGACUGCGGAAGUCAGGAGUUACAGCGACUUACAUCAAGGGGAGCUUGGUCGGUAUCUGCGAAGAUCUCUGGCCCGGUCCAUUGCAAUCGCCAUUCACAGCUUGAAUUCAAGCCUUAAGCGACUGCAACAGGUCCAGAGGAAACGUAACAAACGCGGCAAGAGGAGCACUUUUACUGCCAUCAUUCGUUACCACGACCGACUGAUCAAGGAAGGAGAAGACGAAAUCCUCAUGUCAAAGCAGACGGUAGUCAGAGAAGCUGUGGAAGAAAUGCUCGACAGUAUCCCCGACCUCCCGGACCAGGUAGUGGAAUACAUAACCGAUGCAUAUCAGCAACUUCCGUGGGAGGAUGCCGAAGAGAACGACAUCACCGAUCGCGAAGUGACAGUUCAAUUGAGAGCCGAUAUAUUCGCAGCAGAAGACUACGGCGAUCUCGAUAUCCUGGAUUGGUCUACCAAAGAAACUCCCAUGGUCACCAUCAGGGCCGACCGCGACGCAGGCCGAAUCCAAUGUGGCGGGCACGACUUACGCCAGCAGGAACUUCAAGUAGACGUGCGAGACGGCGAUCCAGAUCUGUUUCUGCGAGAUUACCUGAGCAACGAAUGGCGAGAUUACCUGCUGGAAUUCAAAACGAUUAGGAUGCGGGACAGACCAAUGCCUAUCUGGGUGAUCCAGGCCGCGAAAUCGAGAGCAGAAAUGCUGUGGGACCAUGAUGGCACCAGAGUCUAUCCGCCGGAAUUGGACCACAGUGACCUUGAUUGGACAUUGGACAAGCUUCUGGAAGUUGAGAAUCGAUUCUAUGCGGACCGCAAAACCAAAACCUGGCCAACAGGAGUCGAAUACGCAGUCGCCGAGCACCUGGACAUGCUUACCAACCGUCCAGAAUACAUGCCAGACUUCCAAGCGACUUCCAGACCUGUAUACUUUGAAACUACCAAGAUGUUGCGAGCUGGCCGGAGAGCUUUGCAGCAUGCCUGGGAGUCGAAACUUUGGAAAAUGGUACAGAUUGAUCCGAGACCUGUUAAUGAGGUCAAGGCGACUCUUGCAUUGUAUCACAAGGCGUUGAGGCUCUUUGAUACGAAUCCUCUUACUACGGGGCUGGAUCGAAGGUGGUUUUCACCAGAGUUUGAGGCGGAUUUGAAGAGGGCGAAGUGA